Molecule: messenger RNA, 912 nt
Organism: Meyerozyma guilliermondii ATCC 6260
Lineage: Eukaryota; Fungi; Ascomycota; Pichiomycetes; Serinales; Debaryomycetaceae
Exons: 1
Coding region: 1-912 (303 amino acids)
Biological process (GO): small GTPase-mediated signal transduction
Cellular component (GO): cytoplasm; plasma membrane
Molecular function (GO): guanyl-nucleotide exchange factor activity; small GTPase binding
Source: RefSeq, a predicted model, not a curated record
AUGAACUUCCUGGAUUGGAAACCAGUAUUGUGGUUUUUCCCAUUGAGUUACAUCAGUGUUGUGGAAGAGGUUGCAAUAGAACACGUUGAAGUGAGCAAACGCUACAACAAUAUUAGUGACAAGGAUCAGAUGCCUACUAUCAAGGAUGCUGAAUUGAACUAUAAACUGGCUGUUGAUGGAAAUCUUUAUGCUGAUGAUUCUCAAUCGCUGAAACCGGCUCCACCAGCAAUUCCAGUUCAUUCUUUGGCCAGCAAGGCAAGUAAUGGAUUACUGGGAGAGAUUAAGUAUGCGCUUGUGUUGCUCACGUCGCACAUCUUUGCUUUGUACUCGAUUGGUGAAUUUAGAUUGUUCAACAAAUUGUCGGGAAUUUACUACAGUUUAUACCAAGCAAGACUCAAACUUCUUAAUGGUAUUUUGACCGAUAAUGAAGCAAAAGUAGCCAAGGAAACUGCUACUUUUCUUUUGGACAAGAUUCCCAAGAAAUUGGCUUCUAGAGCUGCCAGAUUGAAUGCCGUCAGUUAUGACUUGGACAACCUGAAUACUGACAUUUCUGGCUACAAGGCCAUUCUUUCUAGAGACACUACUUCUGGCGAUUUGUUGUCCAACGACAACGCUCUUCCUUCCAGAAUAUCUUUGAACCAGGUAUUGUGUGCCUUAGCUGCAAACUUUCCUAUCAAUGCUCACAGCAAUCUUCAACAGUAUUCCUUAGAUGCUCCAGUGAACAAACUUACCAAACAUGAGCCACCUUCUCAUAUUUUGGUUGAUUUCAAGUCAGUGUCAGGAAGUUCAGCAUAUCAGCCUCCAGGAUUUGCUGGUAUGAUUGCUUACAUGUACAUUCGUAAUUCGAAAAAGAGAUUGACAGAAGCUUUUGCGGUUCAUACUGACUCGGUUGAUGAUUUGGUACAUGUUUGA